Messenger RNA from Phialemonium atrogriseum, 2315 nucleotides. Its product is annotated as major facilitator superfamily transporter. Gene Ontology annotation, cellular component: plasma membrane. The transcript is spliced from 5 exons. NCBI's taxonomy places the organism in Eukaryota, Fungi, Ascomycota, Sordariomycetes, Cephalothecales, Cephalothecaceae. Gene Ontology annotation, molecular function: transmembrane transporter activity. Gene Ontology annotation, biological process: transmembrane transport. The record is from RefSeq and is a predicted model, not a curated record. Bases 315 to 2027 code for a protein of 570 amino acids.
UAUCAGGUCACCCAAUGAAGUCCUAGAUCGGCGAUUAUACAUGUCCUGUACAUACAUAAGGUACCUCCUUGGCGUCGAAAGUUUCCAGGCACGACAGCUGAUUGCUCCCCACGUUUGGCAGCCACUUGCACCCCUGCUUGACCCAAUGGGGACGAAGUUUAGCGGGAUCCUCCGCCUAGCUGACAAGCCAGCCUUAUUUACCUUUCCGGGUCUCCUUGGCUCACCUCAAGAAAGUUGAGGGGUGAGGAACGGUGUAAUACAGGCAACCCGCCGACAACCCAAGCAAGAGCGCUGCAUCUUGGCAAACCGUCAAUAUGGGGCUAGGUAUCCUCGAAGACAAUGUCAUGAAAGAUGUGCCUGGCACGACCAGGUACUUCGACGACCCCGAAAGACCUCAGUAUGCAAUAGACGGAGAAGUCAUAGUGACCGGUUUGAAGUGUGAUACGAGCGGACCGGUUCCCAUCAUCCUCGUUCCGCAGCCGUCCGAUGACCCCAACGAUCCGCUCAACUGGCCGCUUUGGAAGCGGGAUCUGAUCACCUUUAUCCUAUCCGUGACGGCCAUCUUCGCGACUUCGCUAGGCCCGAUCCUUGCCGCCAAUACCGUGACCUUGUCAUUUUGGUUUAAAAUCCCGUUCGGCAAGGCCGCGCUGCUGACGGGCUAUUUCCUCCUCGGCGUCGGCGUUGCUGGCUUCGUUUUCGUGCCGUCCGGCCGUAUAUGGGGGAAGAGACACCUGUUCAUCCUGGGGACGAUCAUUCUGAUCGCAUCUAGUGCAUGGUCAGGUGGGUGUGCGCCAGACAGGAACUACACAUGCAUGCUGUGGUCGCGCAUCUUCCAAGGCAUAGGAGCGGCUCCGUUUGAAAGCUUUGUCAACGCGGCUGUUGGAGACCUGUACUUUGUACAUCAACGGGGCAUUCGCAUGGCUUUCACCAACCUCGCGGUUUUCGGAGGCGCCUUCUUUACUCCCAUCCUCGUGGGCAAGAUUACCCACUCGCUGAAUUGGUGGUGGACCUUCUACCUGGUCUCCAUCUUCUGCACUGCGAGCCUGAUUGCAAUCAUCCUUUUCUGUCCCGAGACUGCGUACGUCCGAAGCGCGUCGCUCAAUUUGGACUUGGUCGCCCGUGAGAACGAAGUCGAAACGGAAGCCAAGACCAGGGACGAUCGCACAAGUGCCGACUGGGAGACCACGACAUUGGCCGCACCUGCUGCUGAUAAUGGUGGCAACCAGGUAGCAAGCGCGCCAAGGGAGCAACCGAAGCCGACACUCUGGCGAUGGCUCGCACUCUUCAAUGGGCGCAAGACAGAUGAGCAGUUCUGGAAACUUCUCCUGCGGCCACUGGUCAUGCUCCUCCAGCCCGCCUUCCUGUGGGCCUCUCUCAUCCAGGGCACCAUGAUCGGCUGGACUGUGUUCAUCGGCGUCACCCUGGCCCAGUUCACCAUAGCGACUCCGCUGUGGUGGAACGAGGUGAAAACGGGUUAUGCUUACGUCGGCCCCUUUGUCGGCGCAUUGCUGGGCUUCGCCAUUGCCGGCGGCCUCGCAGACUGGAGCGCGAAGGCGCUGACCAGGAGGAACGGCGGAGUCUACGAGCCAGAAUUUCGCAUCUUAUUGGUCAUCCCGCAGCUUAUCCUCGGCGGUAUAGGCUUGUACGGCUGGGGGAUCACCGCCGACGGCAUGCUGCUGAGGAAGUAUAAUGUGGUUGUGCCAUUGACGUUUUUCGGCUUGGAGGUCGCAGGUAUGGUUAUUGGUGCCGUGGCCAGCUCGCUGUACAUUGUCGAUGCCUAUCGAGACCUCGCGAUCGAAGGCUUUACUUGCAUGAUCAUCUUCAAGAACUUGUUCAGCUUUGCACUCACAUUCAAGGCCUAUGACUGGCUUAUCGAGAAUCAAACGCAUGCGAGACCUCUGUUUAACAUCAUCGGCUCUGUGCAAGUCGGAAUCUGCCUGACGAGCAUACCAAUGUACAUAUAUGGCAAGCGAAUUCGCAGCUACUUCCACCGAAACGACUUACUAGACCGGUUUAAUCUCAGGUAGUAUCCAAGCUUGUCGAGCCCUCAGUUUAGGAGAUAGAGGCCACCUAAUGAAACGUGCUGAGUUGAGAGGAGUUGGGCAAUUCCGGCGCAAACGGGAGCGGGAUCUUGCAUAUGUUUGUUUUCUGAUUUCUCAAAGUAUGACACAGCUCAAGCAAACGGAACAUUUUAAAUUACUACCCCUAAUCUUUUUUUAAGAUACUACCCUAAUCACUUCAAAUUACUACCCUAAUCAACAUGGAAAAUCUGAAGCAGCCUAGCCUGCGAUCUCCUGUCCUCUCGCGGAGAAACC